Molecule: messenger RNA, 258 nt
Organism: Racocetra persica
Lineage: Eukaryota; Fungi; Glomeromycota; Glomeromycetes; Diversisporales; Gigasporaceae
Source: the annotation of a GenBank genome assembly
CAUACAACGACACCAAGCGACAACAUGACCAAACGUGUAUUUGAUCAAGUUGAAAUUUGUAAAGAAAACAUUUUUCAUAAAGAUGAUAAAGUUGAAAUUAAGCAAGCACAUUUUAUUGUAAAUGAUAAGCUAUUUGAAAUUCAAUAUAGAAAAGUUAACCAAGAAAAGAUAGAUGAUUUGCAUUUGGCGGUUCUAAAAUCAUUAGAUAAAGGCAAGAUAUCUCAUGAAGCUUAUCGAUCAUUAGCAUGUAUUAAUUAA